This is a messenger RNA of Puntigrus tetrazona (Sumatra barb), 19396 nucleotides long. It is a transcript of the gene ahnak, whose product is annotated as AHNAK nucleoprotein. The record is from RefSeq and is a predicted model, not a curated record. Gene Ontology annotation, cellular component: cytoplasm; costamere; nucleus. Gene Ontology annotation, biological process: regulation of RNA splicing. Gene Ontology annotation, molecular function: oxidoreductase activity; protein binding. Lineage: Eukaryota; Metazoa; Chordata; Actinopteri; Cypriniformes; Cyprinidae.
CAAACCCUGCCAUUCUCCAUAGCCCGGAGUUACAAGCACACUGACAAAAACCAGCACGAAUGUGAGAGGAAGAGAGAGAACAAGAAAGAGAGAGAGAGAUAGAGCAAGUGACAAAGUAACUAAUAAAAACAGAAAAAUACAAAGUGAGGCGUCGCGCCUCGAGAGACAACGAGAGAACACACGAAUAGUUCAAGUUUAGUUUAGAAAGCGUGGUGGAAAACUUUUCUGGGCUGUGGCAGAAAGCUGUGGACCGCGUAAGAUGCCAGAGCAAAGGUGUUGAACUUUCCAGGAAAGAACAAGGGCUGACACGGUCCACACUAGGGGACAGGGGAAGAAGUAACACGUUUAAAGAUGGCUGAUGAGCAAGACACAAGGGAAGUUCUUUUCCCACAAUGGAUGGGCACUGAUAAACUUGGGCUCACCAUAGAACAAAAAGGUCAAGGAGAGCUUUUUGUCAAAGAGGUGAAAGAUGAGUCCCCUGCUGCUCAUACUGGGAGAGUAUAUGAAGGUGACCAAAUUGUGGGGGCCACUAUUUACUUUGACAACAUGAGCUCAGAAGAAACGUCUGAACUACUAAAGACUCUAAACCGACAUAAGGUUGGACUAAAAUUACAAAAUAAGUCUGGAGACAAGUCACCUUGCCGUUCUCCAAUGGGGACAUUGUCAUGGGAAGGACGUGGAGGGUUAGGAGGCUCUAGUUCAGACAUUCUUCUGAGUGGGGAUGAUGAAGACUACAAGAGAAUCUACACUAAGAAGAUUAAACCUAGACUAAAGUCAGAAGAUCUUGCAGAGGGUGUUGAUGUGCGCACUGAACGACACAGCAGCACAAGCAGUGAUGGUUGCACCAUUACUACAAUAACUCGUCGAAUAACUACCUACACUGUGGACGUGCCUGGGGGGACUGGUCAGCAGAUUGAUCCCUCAAGCCCUGAGUUCAAAGUUCAGGUCUUGCAGCAUGAGCAGUCAGAGGGGGAUUCUACUCAAAUCAGAUUACCACAUAGUAGCCUUGUUAGUGGUGCACACGGAGGUAUAAAAUUGGGGGACAUAACUCUUAGCGGGCCCCAUGUCACUGGCUCCUCUGUGAAGCACUCUAAUACAGGGUCUUUAAAAGCAGCAAGUGAAUUAGAUGGCAGUGGGAAAGAGAUUACAAUUAAUGUGUCAGACACUGGACUGUCAGGUGGUAAAGGACAGAUGGUUAUAGAACAUUUUGGAAAGAGUGAAGCUUCUGUAGGCAGUAGUGAUCUCUCUGGCAAAGUAAGCAUGGGGAUAGACAAAGACGUGAGAAAUAUUUCUUCUCCAGUGGAAGUCGGUUUUAAAGCUUCAAGUAUGAUCGGAGGAGCUGAGGUUGCUACAGUAAAGGGCCCUGUUCUGAACACUCGUGUUUCUGGUUUUUCUAUUAGUGGAGAUAAAGGGGACAGUAUUGGCAGAGAGUCUUUGUCUGAAGUGCAUAAGAAUGGGUCUGCUGAUAAAACCAAAGUGUCUAAAGCUACCAUAGAUGUGCAAAGGCCCAAGGAAGGUCAACAUGUAGAAGUGGAUUUUAACAAUCAAAAUCUUACAAAUGUUAGUCAGAGAGGUUUCAGCAUAGGUGGGAAUCAGGAAAUGACAGCUCGGGUUCAGGAACCUGAUACAGUAAUAAGUCUCCCCAAAGCAGAUGUAAAAAACACACCAACAGAUAUGGACAUCAGGGGUCCAGAGAUUCACUUUAAAGGACAUGAGCGUACAGUCAAAGAUGUUAAAUUUGAUGCGUCUAUGCCAGAUGUGGGUUUAAACCUCAAAGGACAAAAAGUGAAAGGAGAUGUUAACAUGUCUGUUCCAAAUGUUGAAGGGAAUGUUACAACUUCAAAAAUUGAAAUAAACAGGCCAGAUCUUGAGGGUGGCAAAUAUGACUUUACUGUUCCAAAGGUCAAAAUGUCCUCAUUUGGAAUAAAAACAUCUGAGGUAAGGGGUCCUGAUGUUGAUGUAAACAUUGCAAAAAUGAAGAUUAAAGCACCAGAUGUGGAUGUCAAGACUCCAGACCUUAACGUUGAGAGAUCUGAAGUAAACAUUAAAGAUCCCAAAAUCAAGAUAACACCAGACUCAGAUUCUAAGAUUGCGGUGUCUGACGUGAACCUAAAUGUAAAAGGGUCAACACUGAAAGGUGACUUGAAUCUGCAAGGCCCAAAACUGAAAGGUGAGGUUGAUGUGUCUGUUCCAAAAGUGGAAGGAGAUAUUAAACCACCAAAAGUUGAAAUUGAAGGUCCUGAUCUUGAGAGACUUGAGGGUGGUUUCAAGAUGCCACAGAUCAAAAUGCCAUCUUUUGGACUAAAAGGCUCAAAAGUGAAGGGUACAGAUUUUGAUGUGAACAUCCCUAAAGCUGACAUUGACAUUAAGGCACCAGAUGUGGACAUCAAAGCUCCAGAGGUUGAUGUCGAAGGACAUGAUGUUGGUUUUAAGAUGCCAAGCAUUAAAAUGCCGUCAUUCGGACUGAAGGGACCAAAAGUGGAAGGUCCAGAUAUUGAUGUAAAAAUCCAUAAAGCCGAUAUUGAUAUUAAGGCUCCAGAUGUGAACAUCAAAGCUCCAAAGGUGGACAUUGAAGCACCUGAGGGAAAGGUCAAGGGCCCCAAAUUCAAGAUGCCAACAGUCUCUGGUUCAAAUAUUUCUAUGCCAGAGGUUGACUUCAAUCUGAAAGGUCCAAAACUAAAAGGUGAUGUUGACGUGUCUGUUCCAAAAGUGGAAGGAGAUAUUAAAGCAUCAAAAGUUGAAAUGAAAGGACCAGAAAUCGAAGGACCUGAGGGGGGUUUUAGGAUGCCACAGAUUAAAAUGCCAUCAUUCGGACUAAAAGGUCCAAAAGUGGAAAGUCCAGAUGUUGAUGUGAAAAUCCCUAAAGCCGAUAUUGAUAUUAAGACUCCAGAUGUGAACAUCAAAGCUCCGGAGGUUGACAUUGAGGGACCUGAGGGAAAAAUCAAGGGCCCCAAAUUCACAGUUCCAUCAAUCUCUGGUCCAAAGAUUUCUACGCCAGACGUUGACUUCAAUAUAAAAGGUCCAAAACUGAAAGGUGAUGUUGAUGUGUCUGUCCCAAAAGUGGAAGGAGAUAUUAAAGCAUCAAAAGUUAAAAUUAAAGGUCCAGAAAUCGAAGGACCUGAGGGUGGUUUUAAAAUGCCACAGAUUAAAAUGCCAUCAUUCGGACUAAAAAGUCCAAAAGUGGAAGGUCCAGAUGUUGAUGUGAAAAUCCCUAAAGCUGAUCUUGACAUUAAGGCACCAGAUGUAAACAUCAAAGCUCCAGAGGUUGACAUUGAGGGACCUGAGGGAAAAAUCAAGGGCCCCAAAUUCAAGAUGCCAACAAUUUCUGGUACAAAUAUUUCUAUGCCAGACGUUGAUUUCAAUCUGAAAGGUUCAAAACUGAAAGGUGAUGUUGAUGUUUCUGUUCCAAAAGUGCAAGGAGAUAUUAAAGCACCAAAAGUGGAAAUUGAAGGCCCAGAAAUUGAAGGACCUGAGGGUGGUUUUAAAAUGCCAAAAAUUAGAAUACCGUCAUUCGGACUGAAGGGUCCAAAAGUGGAAGGUCCAGAUGUUGAUGUGAAAAUCCCUAAAGCUGACAUUGAUAUUAAAGCACCAGAUGUGAAUAUCAGAGCUCCAGAAGUUGACAUUGAAGGACCUGAGGGGAAAAUCAAGGGCCCCAAAUUCAAGAUGCCAACAAUCUCUGGUCCAAAUAUUUCUAUGCCAGAUGUUGAUUUCAAUCUGAAAGGACCAAAACUGAAAGGUGAUGUUGAUGUGUCUGUUCCAAAAGUGGAAGGAGAUAUUAAAGCAUCAAAAGUUGAAAUUAAAGGCCCAGAAAUCGAAGGACCUGAGGGUGGUUUUAAAAUGCCACAGAUUAAAAUGCCAUCAUUUGGAAUGAAAGGUCCAAAAGUGGAAGGUCCAGAUGUUGACGUGAAAAUCCCUAAAGCCAACAUUGAAGUUAAGACACCAGAUGUGAGCAUUAAAGCACCAGACGUUGAUAUUGAAGCACCUGAGGGAAAAAUCAAGGGCCCCAAAUUCAAGAUGCCAUCGAUCUCUAUGCCAGACGUUGACUUCAAUCUGAAAGGUCCAAAACUGAAAGGUGAUGUUGACGUGUCUGUUCCAAAAGUGGAAGGAGAUCUUAAAGCACCAAAAGUGGAAAUUGAAGGCCCAGAAAUCGAAGGACAUGAGGGUGGUUUUAAAAUGCCAAAAAUUAGAAUGCCAUCAUUCGGACUGAAGGGUCCAAAAUUGGAAGGUCCAGAUGUUGAUGUGAAAAUCCCUAAAGCUGACAUUGAUAUUAAAGCACCAGAUGUGAACAUCAGAGCUUCAGAAGUUGACAUUGAAGGUCCUGAGGGAAAAAUCAAGGGCCCCAAAUUCAAGAUGCCAACAAUCUCUGGCCCAAAUAUUUCUAUGCCAGAUGUUGAUUUUAAUCUGAAAGGUCCAAAACUGAAAGGUGAUGUUGAUGUGUCUGUUCCAAAAGUGGAAGGAGAUAUUAAAGCAUCAAAAGUUGAAAUUAAAGGCCAAGAAAUCGAAGGACCUGAAGGGGGUUUUAGGAUGCCACAGAUUAAAAUGCCAUCAUUUGGACUAAAAGGUCCAAAAGUGGAAGGUCCAGAUGUUGAUGUGAAAAUCCCUAAAGCCGACAUUGAAGUUAAGGCACCAGAUGUGAACAUCAAAGCACCAGAGGUUGACAUUGAAGGACCUGAGGGAAAAAUCAAGGGCCCCAAAUUCAAGAUGCCCUCAAUCUCUAUGCCAGACGUUGACUUCAAUCUUAAAGGUCCAAAAUUGAAAGGUGAUGUUGAUGUGUCUGUUCCAAAAGUGGAAGGAGAUAUUAAAGCACCAAAAGUGGAAAUUGAAGGCCCAGAAAUCGAAGGACUUGAGGGUGGUUUUAAGAUGCCACAGAUUAAAAUGCCAUCAUUUGGAUUAAAAGGUCCAAAAGUGGAAGGUCCAGAUAUUGGCGUGAAAAUCCCUAAAGCCGACAUUGAAGUUAAGGCACCAGAUGUGAACAUCAAAGCACCAGAGGUUGACAUUGAAGCACCUGAGGGAAAAAUCAAGGGCCCCAAAUUCAAGAUGCCCUCAAUCUCUAUGCCAGACGUUGACUUCAAUCUUAAAGGUCCAAAAUUGAAAGGUGAUGUUGAUGUGUCUGUUCCAAAAGUGGAAGGAGAUAUUAAAGCACCAAAAGUGGAAAUUGAAGGCCCAGAAAUCGAAGGACUUGAGGGUGGUUUUAAGAUGCCACAGAUUAAAAUGCCAUCAUUUGGACUAAAAGGUCCAAAAGUGGAAGGUCCAGAUAUUGGCGUGAAAAUCCCUAAAGCCAACAUUGAAGUUAAGGCACCAGAUGUGAACAUCAAAGCACCAGAGGUUGACAUUGAAGCACCUGAGGGAAAAGUCAAGGGCCCCAAAUUCAAGAUGCCUUCAAUCUCUAUGCCAGACGUUGACUUCAAUCUGAAAGGUCCAAAAUUGAAAGGUGAUGUUGAUGUGUCUGUUCCAAAAGUGGAAGGAGAUAUUAAAGCACCAAAAGUGGAAAUUGAAGGCCCAGAAAUUGAAGGACCUGAGGGUGGUUUUAAAAUGCCAAAAAUUAGAAUGCCAUCAUUCGGACUGAAGGGUCCAAAAUUGGAAGGUCCAGAUGUUGACGUGAAAAUCCCUAAAGCCGAUAUUGAAGUUAAGGCACCAGAUGUGAAAAUCAAAGCUCCAGACGUUGACAUUGAAGGACCCGAGGGAAAAGUCAAGGGCCCCAAAUUGAAGAUGCCAACAAUCUCUGGUCCAAAUAUUUCUAUGCCAGAUGUUGAUUUCAAUCUGAAAGGUCCAAAACUGAAAGGUGAUGUUGACGUGUCUGUUCCAAAAGUGGAAGGAGAUAUUAAAGGACCAAAACUAGAUAUUAAAGGCCCAGAAAUCGAAGGACCUGAGGGUGGUUUUAAGAUGCCACAGAUUAAAAUGCCAUCAUUUGGACUGAAAGGUCCAAAAGUGGAAGGUCCAGAUGUUGAUGUGAAAAUUCCUAAAGCCGAUAUUGAUAUUAAGGCACCAGAUGUGAAAAUCAAAGCACCAGAGAUUGACAUUGAAACACCUGAGGGAAAAAUCAAGGGCCCCAAAUUCAAGAUGCCAUCGAUCUCUAUGCCAGAUGUUGACUUCAAUCUGAAAGGUCCAAAACUGAAAGGUGAUGUUGAUGUGUCCGUUCCAAAAGUGGAAGGCGAUAUUAAAGCACCAAAACUAGAUAUUAAAGGACCAGAAAUUGAAGGGCCAGAGGGUGGUUUUAAGAUGCCACAGAUUAAAAUGCCAUCAUUCGGACUGAAAGGUCCAAAAGUAGAAGGUCCAGAUGUUGAUGUGAAAAUCCCUAAAGCUGAUAUUGAUAUUAAGGCACCAGAUGUGGACAUAAAAUCUCCAGAGGUUGCCAUUGAGGGACCUGAGGGAAAAAUCAAGGGCCCCAAAUUCAAGAUGCCAUCAUUGUCUGGUCCAAAGAUUUCCAUGCCAGAUGUUGACUUCAAUCUGAAAGGUCCAAAGCUGAAAGGUGAUGUUGAUGUGUCCGUUCCAAAAGUGGAAGGAGAUAUUAAAGCACCAAAACUAGAUAUUAAAGGCCCAGAAAUCGAAGGUCCAGAGGGUGGUUUUAAGAUGCCCCAGAUUAAAAUGCCAUCAUUCGGAGUGAAGGGUCCGAAAGUGGAAGGUCCAGAUGUUGAUGUGAAAAUUCCUAAAGCCGAUAUUGAUAUUAAGGCACCAGAUGUGAACAUCAAAGCACCAGAGCUUGACAUUGAAGGACCUGAGGGAAAAAUCAAGGGCCCCAAAUUCAAGAUGCCAUCAUUGUCUGGUCCAAAGAUUUCUAUGCCAGACGUUGACUUCAAUCUGAAAGGUCCAAAGCUGAAAGGUGAUGUUGAUAUGUCCAUUCCAAAAGUGGAAGGAGAUAUUAAAGCACCAAAAGUAGAUAUUAAAGGCCCAGAAAUCGAAGGACCAGAGGGUGGUUUUAAGAUGCCACAGAUUAAAAUGCCAUCAUUCGGACUGAAAGGUCCAAAAGUGGAAGGUCCAGAUGUUGAUGUGAAAAUCCCUAAAGCCAGUAUUGACAUUAAGACACCAGAUGUGGACCUGAAAUCUCCAGAGGUGGACAUUGAUGGACCCGAGGGAAAAAUCAAGGGCCCCAAAUUCAAGAUGCCAUCAAUUUCUGGUCCAAAGAUUUCUAUGCCAGACGUUGACUUCAAUCUCAAAGGUCCAAAACUCAAAGGUGAUGUUGAUGUGUCCGUUCCAAAAGUAGAAGGAGAUAUUAAAGCACCUAAAGUGGAAAUCGAAGGCCCAGAAAUCGAAGGAUCUGAGGGUGGCUUUAAGAUGCCAAAGUUUAAAAUGCCAUCAUUCGGACUGAAAGGGCCAAAAGUGGAAGGUCCAGAUGUUGAUGUGAAAAUCCCUAAAGCUGAUAUUAACAUUAAGUCACCAGAUGUGGACAUUAAAUCUCCAGAAAUUGACAUCGAAGGACCUGAAGGAAAAAUCAAGGGCCCCAAAUUCAAGAUGCCAUCAAUGUCUGGUCCAAAGAUUUCCAUGCCAGAUGUUGACUUCAAUCUGAAAGGUCCAAAGCUGAAAGGUGAUGUUGAUGUGUCCGUUCCAAAAGUGGAAGGAGAUAUUAAAGCACCAAGGGUAGAUAUUAAAGGCCCAGAAAUCGAAGGUCCAGAGGGUGGUUUUAAGAUGCCCCAGAUUAAAAUGCCAUCAUUCGGAGUGAAGGGUCCGAAAGUGGAAGGUCCAGAUGUUGAUGUGAAAAUUCCUAAAGCCGAUAUUGAUAUUAAGGCACCAGAUGUGAACAUCAAAGCACCAGAGCUUGACAUUGAAGGACCUGAGGGAAAAAUCAAGGGCCCCAAAUUCAAGAUGCCAUCAUUGUCUGGUCCAAAGAUUUCUAUGCCAGACGUUGACUUCAAUCUGAAAGGUCCAAAGCUGAAAGGUGAUGUUGAUAUGUCCAUUCCAAAAGUGGAAGGAGAUAUUAAAGCACCAAAAGUAGAUAUUAAAGGCCCAGAAAUCGAAGGACCAGAGGGUGGUUUUAAGAUGCCACAGAUUAAAAUGCCAUCAUUCGGACUGAAAGGUCCAAAAGUGGAAGGUCCAGAUGUUGAUGUGAAUCCUAAAGCCAGUAUUGACAUUAAGACACCAGAUGUGGACCUGAAGUCUCCAGAGGUGGACAUUGAUGGACCCGAGGGAAAAAUCAAGGGCCCCAAAUUCAAGAUGCCAUCAAUUUCUGGUCCAAAGAUUUCUAUGCCAGACGUUGACUUCAAUCUCAAAGGUCCAAAACUCAAAGGUGAUGUUGAUGUGUCCGUUCCAAAAGUAGAAGGAGAUAUUAAAGCACCUAAAGUGGAAAUCGAAGGCCCCGAAAUCGAAGGAUCUGAGGGUGGCUUUAAGAUGCCAAAGUUUAAAAUGCCAUCAUUCGGACUGAAAGGGCCAAAAGUGGAAGGUCCAGAUGUUGAUGUGAAAAUCCCUAAAGCUGAUAUUAACAUUAAGUCACCAGAUGUGGACAUUAAAUCUCCAGAAAUUGACAUCGAAGGACCUGAAGGAAAAAUCAAGGGCCCCAAAUUCAAGAUGCCAUCAAUGUCUGGUCCAAAGAUUUCUAUGCCAGAUGUUGACUUCAAUCUGAAAGGUCCAAAGCUUAAAGGUGAUGUUGAUGUGUCCGUUCCAAAAGUGGAAGGAGAUAUUAAAGGCCCAGAAAUCGAAGGACCUGAGGGUGGUUUUAAGAUGCCAAAAAUUAAAAUGCCAUCAUUCGGACUGAAGGGUCCAAAAAUGGAAGGUCCAGAUGUUGAUGUGAAAAUCCCUAAAGCCGAUAUUGAUAUUAAGGCACCAGAUGUGAACAUCAAAGCACCAGAGAUUGACAUUGAAGCACCUGAGGGAAAAAUCAAGGGACCCAAAUUCAAGAUGCCAUCAAUGUCUGGUCCAAAGAUUUCUAUGCCAGACGUUGACUUCAAUCUGAAAGGUCCAAAGCUGAAAGGUGAUGUUGAUGUGUCCGUUCCAAAAGUGGAAGGCGAUAUUAAAGCACCAAAAGUAGAGAUUAAAGGACCAGAAAUUGAAGGACCAGAGGGUGGUUUUAAGAUGCCACAGAUUAAAAUGCCAUCAUUCGGACUGAAAGGUCCAAAAGUGGAAGGUCCAGAUGUUGAUGUGAAAAUUCCUAAAGCCGAUAUUGAUAUUAAAGCACCAGAUGUGAACAUCAAAGCACCAGAGCUUGACAUUGAAGGACCUGAGGGAAAAAUCAAGGGCCCCAAAUUCAAGAUGCCAUCAUUGUCUGGUACAAAGAUUUCUAUGCCAGACGUUGACUUCAAUCUGAAAGGUCCAAAGCUGAAAGGUGAUGUUGAUAUGUCCAUUCCAAAAGUGGAAGGAGAUAUUAAAGCACCAAAAGUAGAUAUUAAAGGCCCAGAAAUCGAAGGACCUGAGGGUGGUUUUAAGAUGCCACAGAUUAAAAUGCCAUCAUUCGGACUGAAAGGUCCAAAAGUGGAAGGUCCAGAUGUUGAUGUGAAAAUCCCUAAAGCCAGUAUUGACAUUAAGGCACCAGAUGUGGACCUGAAAUCUCCAGAGGUGGACAUUGAUGGACCCGAGGGAAAAAUCAAGGGCCCCAAAUUCAAGAUGCCAUCAAUUUCUGGUCCAAAGAUUUCUAUGCCAGACGUUGACUUCAAUCUCAAAGGUCCAAAACUCAAAGGUGAUGUUGAUGUCUCCGUUCCAAAAGUAGAAGGAGAUAUUAAAGCACCAAAAGUGGAAAUCGAAGGCCCAGAAAUCGAAGGACCUGAGGGUGGCUUUAAGAUGCCAAAGUUUAAAAUGCCAUCAUUCGGACUGAAAGGGCCAAAAGUGGAAGGUCCAGAUGUUGAUGUGAAAAUCCCUAAAGCUGAUAUUGACAUUAAGUCACCAGAUGUGGACAUUAAAUCUCCAGAAAUUGACAUUGAAGGACCUGAAGGAAAAAUCAAGGGCCCCAAAUUCAAGAUGCCAUCAAUGUCUGGUCCAAAGAUUUCUAUGCCAGAUGUUGACUUCAAUCUCAAAGGUCCAAAGCUGAAAGGUGAUGUUGAUGUGUCCAUUCCAAAGGUGGAAGGAGAUAUUAAAGCACCAAAAGUAGAUAUUAAAGGCCCUGAAAUCGAAGGUCCAGAGGGUGGUUUUAAGAUGCCACAGAUUAAAAUGCCAUCAUUCGGACUGAAAGGUCCAAAAGUGGAAGGUCCAGAUGUUGAUGUGAAAAUCCCUAAAGCCAGUAUUGACAUUAGGGCACCAGAUGUGGAUAUCAAAUCUCCAGAGGUGGACAUUGAUGGACCUGAGGGAAAAAUCAAGGGCCCCAAAUUCAAGAUGCCAUCAAUGUCUGGUCCAAAGAUUUCUAUGCCAGACGUUGACUUCAAUCUGAAAGGUCCAAAACUCAAAGGUGAUGUUGAUGUCUCCAUUCCAAAAGUGGAAGGAGAUAUUAAAGCACCAAAAGUAGAAAUUGAAGGCCCAGAAAUUGAAGGACCAGAAGGUGGUUUUAAGAUGCCAAAGUUUAAAAUGCCAUCAUUUGGACUGAAGGGUCCAAAAGUGGAAAGUCCACAUGUUGAUGUGAAAAUCCCUAAAGCUGAUAUUGACAUAAAGGCACCAGAUAUGAAUAUCAAAUCUCCAGAAAUUGAUAUUGAAGGACCUGAGGGAAAAAUCAAGGGUCCCAAAUUCAAGAUGCCAUCAGUCUCUAUGCCAGACGUUGACUUCAAUCUGAAAGGUCCAAAGCUGAAAGGUGAUUUUGAUGUGUCCGUUCCAAAAGUGGAAGGAGAUAUUAAAGCACCAAAAGUAGAUAUUAAAGGUCCAGAAAUCGAAGGACCUGAGGGUGGUUUUAAGAUGCCACAGAUUAAAAUGCCAUCAUUCGGACUGAAAGGUCCAAAAGUGGAAGGUCCAGAUGUUGAUGUGAAAAUCCCUAAAGCCAGUGUUGACAUUAAGACACCAGAUGUGGACCUGAAAUCUCCAGAGGUGGACAUUGAUGGACCUGAGGGAAAAAUCAAGGGCCCCAAAUUCAAGAUGCCAUCAAUGUCUGGUCCAAAGAUUUCUAUGCCAGACGUUGACUUCAAUCUGAAAGGUCCAAAACUCAAAGGUGAUGUUGAUGUCUCCAUUCCAAAAGUGGAAGGAGAUAUUAAAGCACCAAAAGUAGAAAUUGAAGGCCCAGAAAUUGAAGGACCAGAAGGUGGUUUUAAGAUGCCAAAGUUUAAAAUGCCAUCAUUUGGACUGAAGGGUCCAAAAGUGGAAAGUCCACAUGUUGAUGUGAAAAUCCCUAAAGCUGAUAUUGACAUAAAGGCACCAGAUAUGAAUAUCAAAUCUCCAGAAAUUGAUAUUGAAGGACCUGAGGGAAAAAUCAAGAGUCCCAAAUUCAAGAUGCCAUCAGUCUCUAUGCCAGACGUUGACUUCAAUCUGAAAGGUCCAAAGCUGAAAGGUGAUUUUGAUGUGUCCGUUCCAAAAGUGGAAGGAGAUAUUAAAGCACCAAAAGUAGAUAUUAAAGGUCCAGAAAUCGAAGGACCUGAGGGUGGUUUUAAGAUGCCACAGAUUAAAAUGCCAUCAUUCGGACUGAAAGGUCCAAAAGUGGAAGGUCCAGAUGUUGAUGUGAAAAUCCCUAAAGCCAGUAUUGACAUUAAGGCACCAGAUGUGGACCUGAAAUCUCCAGAGGUGGACAUUGAUGGACCUGAGGGAAAAAUCAAGGGCCCCAAAUUCAAGAUGCCAUCAAUGUCUGGUCCAAAGAUUUCUAUGCCAGACGUUGACUUCAAUCUGAAAGGUCCAAAACUCAAAGGUGAUGUUGAUGUCUCCAUUCCAAAAGUAGGAGGAGAUAUUAAAGCACCAAAAGUGGAAAUUGAAGGCCCAGACAUCGAAGGACCUGAGGGUGGUUUUAAGAUGCCAAAGUUUAAAAUGCCAUCGUUCGGACUGAAAGGGCCAAAAGUGGAAGGUCCAGAUGUUGAUGUGAAAAUCCCUAAAGCUGAUAUUGACAUUAAGUCACCAGAUGUGGACAUUAAAUCUCCAGAAUUUGACAUCGAAGGACCUGAAGGAAAAAUCAAGGGCCCCAAAUUCAAGAUGCCAUCAAUGUCUGGUCCAAAGAUGUCUAUGCCAGACGUUGACUUCAAUCUCAAAGGUCCAAAGCUGAAAGGUGAUGUUAAUGUGUCCAUUCCAAAAGUGGAAGGAGAUAUUAAAGCACCAAGGGUAGAUAUUAAAGGCCCAGAAAUCGAAGGUCCAGAGGGUGGUUUUAAGAUGCCACAGAUUAAAAUGCCAUCAUUCGGACUAAAAGGUCCAAAAGUGGAAGGUCCAGAUGUUGAUGUGAAAAUCCCUAAAGCCAGUAUGGACAUUAAGGCACCAGAUGUGGACAUCAAAUCUCCAGACCUUGACAUUGAAGGGCCUGAGGGAAAAAUCAAGGGUCCCAAAAUUAAGAUGCCAUCAAUGUCUGGUCCAAAGAUAUCUAUGCCAGAUGUUGACUUCAAUCUGAAAAGUCCAAAACUGAAAGGUGAUGUUGAUGUAUCAAUUCCAAAAGCUGAAGGAGACAUUAAAACACCAGAUUUGGGUAUCAAAGGCCCUGCACUUGACAUAGAAUUACCAGAAGGAAAAAUCAAAGGUCCAAAAAUUAAGAUGCCAUCAAUAUCCGGUUCUGAAGGUCCAAACGUUGAUAUUAACUUUCCAGAAACAAAUGUCAAGAAGCCUAAAUUUAAAAUGCCCAAGUUUGGAUUUAAAGGGCCAAAGAUUGAAGCACCUGAUGUUGAUAUCAAACUUCCGAAAGGAUCUAAAGUAAAAGGUCAAGCUGGUGUCAGUUUGGAAGGUGAUGUAAAUAUGCCAAAAUUGGACGUUGCUUCUCCAAGUGUAGAAGUUAAAAGUCCAGAGGGAGGAUUCAAGAUGCCAAAAUUUAAAAUGCCAAAAUUCGGUUUCAAGUCACCCAAGGGAGAAAUUGAUGUCAGCAUACCUAGUGGUGACAUUGGGUUAAAAUCACCUGAAAUUGAUAUCAAAACUCCUGAAGUAAAGAGCCCAGAUGUUCAUGUUAAUCUCCCUAAAGCAGAUGUUGACAUUAAAGGACCUAAAAUUGACAUCAAAACUCCUGAUCUUGACAUUGAGGGACCUGAGGGGAAAAUCAAAGGUCCCAAGUUCAAAAUGCCUACCAUAUCAGGUCCACAUAUCUCGAUGCCAGAUGUAGACUUCAACUUGAAAAGCCCAAAAGUGAAGGGUGAUAUGAAUGUUUCUGUACCAAAGAUUUCAGGGGACAUAAAGGCACCAAAAGUGGACAUUGAAGGCCCUGAUUUUGAUAUCGAAGGACCUGAGGGGAAAAUCAAAGGUCCCAAGUUCAAAAUGCCUACCAUAUCAGGUCCAAAUAUCUCUAUGCCAGAUGUGGACUUCAACUUGAAAAGUCCAAAAGUCAAGGGUGAUAUGAAUGUUUCUGUUCCAAAGAUUUCAGGAGACAUAAAGGCACCAAAAGUGGACAUUGAAGGUCCUGAUGUUGACAUUGAGGGCCCGGAAGGUGGCUUCAAGAUGCCUAAAAUCAAAAUGCCAUCAUUUGGAUUUAAAGGUCCUGAAGUAGAGGGCCCAGAAGUUGAUAUCAAUCUGCCCAAAGGAGAUAUUGAUGUUAAAGGACCAGAAAUUGACAUCAAAUCUCCCGAUCUUGACAUCGAGGGACCUGGGGGGAAAAUCAAAGGUCCCAAGUUCAAAAUGCCUUCCAUGUCAGGUCCAAAAAUCUCUAUGCCAGAUAUCAACUUAAAAGGCCCCAAAGUCAAAGGUGAUAUGGAUGUUUCAGUACCAAAGAUUUCAGGGGACAUAAAGGCUCCAAAAGUGGACAUUGAAGGUCCUGAUUUUGACAUUGAGGGCCCGGAAGGUGGCUUCAAGAUGCCUAAAAUCAAAAUGCCAUCAUUUGGACUCAAAGGUCCUAAAGUGGAAUGCCCAGAUGUUGACAUCAAUCUCCCCAAAGCAGAUAUUGAUAUUAAAGGACCAGAAAUUGACAUCAAAUCUCCUGAUCUUGACAUUGAGGGACCUGGGGGGAAAAUUAAAGGUCCCAAGUUCAAAAUGCCUUCCAUAUCAGGUCCAAAUAUCUCUAUGCCAGAUAUCAACUUGAAAGGCCCCAAAGUCAAAGGUGAUAUGGAUGUUUCAGUACCAAAAAUUUCAGGGGACAUAAAGGCACCGAAAGUGGACAUUGAAGGUCCUGAUGUUGAUAUUGAGGGCCCGGAAGGUGGCUUCAAGAUGCCUAAAAUCAAAAUGCCAUCAUUUGGACUCAAAGGUCCUAAAGUGGAGGGCCCAGAUGUUGACAUCAAUCUCCCCAAAGCAGAUAUUGAUAUUAAAGGACCUGAAAUUGAUGUUAAUGCUCCUGAUCUUGACAUUGAGGCACCUGGGGGGAAAAUCAAAGGUCCCAAGUUCAAAAUGCCUUCCUUGUCAGGUCCAAAAAUCUCUAUGCCAGAUAUCAACUUAAAAGGCCCCAAAGUCAAAGGUGAUAUGGAUGUUUCAGUACCAAAGAUUUCAGGGGACAUAAAGGCUCCAAAAGUGGACAUUGAAGGUCCUGAUAUUGACAUUGAGGGCCCGGAAGGUGGCUUCAAGAUGCCUAAAAUCAAAAUGCCAUCAUUUGGACUCAAAGGUCCUAAAGUGGAGGGCCCAGAUGUUGACAUCAAUCUCCCCAAAGCAGAUAUUGAUAUUAAAGGACCUGAAAUCGAUGUUAAUGCUCCUGACCUUGACAUCGAGGGACCUGAGGGGAAAAUCAAAGGUCCCAAGUUCAAAAUGCCUUCCUUAUCAGGUCCAAAAAUCUCUAUGCCAGAUAUCAACUUAAAAGGCCCCAAAGUCAAAGGUGAUAUGGAUGUUUCAGUACCAAAGAUUUCAGGGGACAUAAAGGCUCCAAAAGUGGACAUUGAAGGUCCUGAUUUUGACAUUGAGGGCCCGGAAGGUGGCUUCAAGAUGCCUAAAAUCAAAAUGCCAUCAUUUGGACUCAAAGGUCCUAAAGUGGAGGGCCCAGAUGUUGACAUCAAUCUCCCCAAAGCAGAUAUUGAUAUUAAAGGACCAGAAAUCGAUGUUAAUGCUCCUGAUCUUGACAUCGAGGGACCUGGGGGGAAAAUCAAAGGUCCCAAGUUCAAAAUGCCUUCCAUGUCAGGUCCAAAAAUCUCUAUGCCAGAUAUCAACUUAAAAGGCCCCAAAGUCAAAGGUGAUAUGGAUGUUUCAGUACCAAAGAUUUCAGGGGACAUAAAGGCUCCCAAAGUGGACAUUGAAGGACCAGAUUUUGAUAUUGAAGGACCUGAGGGGAAAAUCAAAGGUCCCAAGUUUAAAAUGCCUACCAUAUCAGGUCCAAAUAUCUCUAUGCCAGAUGUAGACUUCAACUUGAAAAGUCCAAAAGUCAAGGGUAAUAUGAAUGUUUCUGUACCAAAGAUUUCAGGAGACAUAAAAGCACCGAAAGUGGACAUUGAAGGUCCCGAUGUUGAUGUCGAGGGCCCGGAAGGUGGCUUCAAGAUGCCUAAAAUCAAAAUACCAUCAUUUGGACUCAAAGGUCCUAAAUUGGAGGGUCCAGAUGUUGACAUCAAUCUCCCCAAAUCAGAUAUUGAUAUUAAAGGACCAGAAAUUGACAUCAAAUCUCCUGAUCUUGACAUCGAGGGACCUGGGGGGAAAAUCAAAGGUCCCAAGUUCAAAAUGCCUUCCAUGUCAGGUCCAAAAAUCUCUAUGCCAGAUAUCAACUUAAAAGGCCCCAAAGUCAAAGGUGAUAUGGAUGUUUCAGUACCAAAGAUUUCAGGGGACAUAAAAGCUCCAAAAGUGGACAUUGAAGGUCCUGAUUUUGAUAUUGAAGGACCUGAGGGGAAAAUCAAAGGUCCCAAGUUCAAAAUGCCUUCCAUGUCAGGUCCAAAAAUCUCUAUGCCAGAUAUCAACUUAAAAGGCCCCAAAGUCAAAGGUGAUAUGGAUGUUUCAGUACCAAAGAUUUCAGGGGACAUAAAAGCUCCAAAAGUGGACAUUGAAGGUCCUGAUUUUGAUAUUGAAGGACCUGAGGGGAAAAUCAAAGGUCCCAAGUUCAAAAUGCCUACCAUAUCAGGUCCAAAUAUCUCUAUGCCAGAUGUAGACUUCAACUUGAAAAGUCCAAAAGUCAAGGGUGAUAUGAAUGUUUCUGUACCAAAGAUUUCAGGGGACAUAAAAGCAUCAAAAGUGGACAUUGAAGGUCCUGAUGUUGACAUUGAGGGCCCGGAAGGUGGCUUCAAGAUGCCUAAAAUAAAAAUGCCAUCCUUUGGAUUUAAAGGUCCUAAAGUAGAGGGACCAGAUGUUGACAUCAAUCUCCCCAAAGCAGAUGUGGAUAUUAAAGGACCAGAAAUUGACAUCAAAUCUCCUGAUCUUGACAUUGAGGGACCUGGGGGGAAAAUCAAAGGUCCCAAGUUCAAAAUGCCUUCCAUGUCAGGUCCAAAAAUGUCUAUGCCAGAUGUCAAUUUAAAUCUUAAAGGCCCUAAGGUCAAGGGUGACAUUGAUGUUUCAGUACCAAAGAUUUCAGGGGACAUAAAGGCACCAAAAGUCGACAUUGAAGGCCCUGAUGUUGAUAUAAAGGGCCCAGAAGGGGGCAUUAAAAUGCCUAAAAUCACAAUGCCAUCAUUUGAACUCAAAGGUCCUAAAAUGGAGGGCCCAGAUGUUGACAUUAAUCUCCCUAAAGCAGAUGUUGAUAUUAAAGCUCCUGAUGUUGACAUCGAAGGACUUGAGGGUGGUCUAAAACAUGUUAAGUUCCCAAAAUUCAAAGGCCCCAGCUUUGGAGUAAAGCCUUCAGGUGGCAGUCUAUCAAUACCUGAAAAAGAUAUAGGGGCGAGUGUUGAUGUCAAAAGCCCUGACGUCAACAUCAGUGGACCAGAUGCAAAUAUUAAGGUGCCAAAAAUGAAAAAAUCUAAAUUUUCGCUUGGAGUUAAGAGCUCAAAAUUGGAUGCAGAUAUUCCUGAUGCUAGUGGUAGUGUAGAAGGACCUGAUAUGAACAUAGAUGUGAAAGGAAAGAAAGGUAAAUUCAAAUUGGCUAAAGGGAAGGGGAAGUCUAAAACAUUUGAUGGUGAUAUGAAGACUGAAACUGUCAAGUUAGAGACAAAUGAACCUGACCUACAGAUAAAGUCAACCAAAGUAAAGAAACCUCUUUUUGGAAAGUUACAUUUUCCUGAUGUGGAAUUUGACAUCAAAUCUCCCAAAGCUAAAGGUAGUUCAUCUGCCUCUGGAACAAUAAAAUCAUCUGCUGAUUUACCUUCUGCAAGCCUUAAAACUGACAUUCAGACACCAGAUGCUAGUUUGGACAGUUCUGAUUUCAAAUCAAAAGGAGGAAAAAUCAAAAUGCCAAACGUCAGCAUCUCUGGCUCUGAAAUAAAAACUCCUGAACUGGUGGUUAGAGAUGCAACUUUAGAGGUCCCAGAAAAGACCUUCCAGUCCCCAGAUGUCAGUGUAGCAGGAUCAGGCAUUAAUGGAAAAGGCAAGGCUAAAAUUGACAUAGGAGGGAAAAUACAGGAUGUUGAGUUGACAGUGCCUUCUGUAAAUCUCCAUGGUGGUGCUUUAGAUGCUGAUUUAAGUCUCACUGAACAAAAGGGAGUAAAAGGGAGCAUUGAAAUACCAGGCUUUAAUGUAAGAGGACUAAAGGGAGAGACUGCAAGUGGGUUAGAAAUGAAGCCAGAUGCAUUAUUAUCUGGUGUGUUGGAGGGCCAAGAAGGUAAUGUAACCUUUCCUAAAAUCAAAGUACCAAAGUUUGGUGUUGCAUUGCCUAAACUAGAUGGAGAUGAGAUAAAAGUUGGCGUAGGUUCAGGUGAAUUGGCAGCUGGUUCUAAAGUUACUUCCCAAAGUCUAGAAUUUGAGAGCACUGAUAUAAAAAGCAGUGGUGGAAAAGUGAAAGUAAAAAUGCCGAAAUUAUUUGUCAAAUCUAAAUCUAAAGGAGGCAGUGCAGCUGAUCUUACUGUUGAGGGAGAAGGUGUUGAUGUUACCAGUAAAGGUGGUGCGAAAGUGUCUAAGGAGUUCAGCCUUAGUUCUGGGGAAUUGACAAGUGGCAAAUUAGCAGUACAGGGAAGCCCUGGGUUUAAAGUUUCACCAAAGAGUAAAUCUGCCUCCCUUGACCUCUUCAAAAAAACACGUCACUCCUCUUCUGUUAGUGAUGAGGGAGGUUUAGCUUCCCCUGUUUCUGCUGAAGGCCACUUACAGGCAGAGGGUGGCAACAUUUCAGUUGACGUUGGAGAAAAGACCAAAGGCAAAAAAGGAAAGUUGAAGUUUGCCACAAUUGGAGGUUUUAGCUCAAAAAGUAAAGGCUCGUAUGAAGUGACAGAUGAAAGUGAAAUUGGGAUUGAGGGUGCUGGUGUGGUUGCUCAGUCUUCAAAGAAGUCCAGAAUGUCAUCAUCAUCUAGCAGUGAUAGUGGUUCAAAAGGCAGUUUUCGGUUUCCACAACUAGAAAUAGCAGUGUCACCAAAGAAAUAGUUUAAGCACAGUACAUUCUCUCUCACUCAGUCACACACACACACACACACACACACACACACACACACACACACACACACACUAGAUGGCUCUGUAAAUCUGUCUUUCAUUUAAACAAUAAUGCACUGCCAUAAAUUGACUGUUUCUUUAAUUCCCACAUAUGUUCUUUACAGGCAUUCAUAUAUAUAUAUAUAUAUAUAUAUAUAUAUAUAUAUAUAUAUAUAUAUAUAUAUAUAUAUAUAUAUAUAUAUAUAAUUCCCUCUGAAUCACAAUUUAACUGUAAAUAAGAGAAAUCUGUUAUGUAAUUUUAAUUUUGUUUUGUAGAUAGGAAAUUCAAAUCCAAUCCAACAAUGCGUGUAGUUAAUAUAAAAAUCUGUCAUCUGAUAACUUGUUCUAUUUUUGUACCUUUUGAAAGUUUUGAAACUCUGUUGUCCUUUCUAAAAUUGUCUGGACACAUUUAAAUGCAAGAUGAGUGAUUUUAGUUAGAUUGAAAAGUUUUUAGCUUCACUUACAUUAGUAGUGCUGUGUUAUAUGUACUCAUUGCAUAUGAACAACUAAUUUGAGCAGUGAUAAACCACAUCUCAGUAGUGAGCACAAUGAAGUUUUUGGGCUGUACAAACUGUAAAUAAUUUGAUUCAAAACAGAUACAUGGGAUCACGUCCCAAAUAUUAUGACAGUUCAGAUAUUAUGGAAUUUACACAGAGAUUAUAAUCUUCUAAAGUAUUUAUAUCUAAGACUCUUUUUCAAUGAUUGUUUGAAUAUCUUUAAAAUGCACACCAAGAAGCAGCUGGCAAAAGCUGUGACUUGCUUUUUUAUUUUUAAUGGUUUCUAAGGCAUUUUUCUUGGUUGUAUCUUCCACAUUUCUUUACAUCCGGUUGACUCUCUCUCUUCCUCUCACUAAAUUUAUGAAAUGCCGUGCUGUCACGUGGUGAUAUAACUACAGGAAUGCUGAUGCCAAUGGUAAAACAUUAAUAUUUUGAAAAGGCAUAAAAUGUGCAUUUGCCCUUGUAAAUAAUGGGACAUUUAGGUUGCAAGUUUCUAACUUUUUUUUUUCUCCUUGUAUCAGUUGCAAAAAAAAUUUUAAUAAAGUGAACAAUUAUCAAUG